This is a messenger RNA of Penicillium lagena, 906 nucleotides long. RefSeq lists its product as uncharacterized. Gene Ontology annotation, molecular function: channel activity. Gene Ontology annotation, cellular component: membrane. The transcript has 4 exons. NCBI's taxonomy places the organism in Eukaryota, Fungi, Ascomycota, Eurotiomycetes, Eurotiales, Aspergillaceae. The coding region runs from base 1 to 906 and encodes 301 amino acids. Gene Ontology annotation, biological process: transmembrane transport. The record is from RefSeq and is a predicted model, not a curated record.
AUGGCCUCAUUUCUCCCUCAGGCACAGGAAAAACAACUGCAACCACUGCAAGAUCGAAAUCACAAGACACGCCCUCGAUUUCAAGUGGCAAACACACAGUUUGCUGGCCGAAUUGGUGCUAAUCAAGAGUUUUCCGCCCACGUUCUGGAGGAGACAGAGCUGUUACGGAAGACUCCCGAUGCCGCCCCGCUGGUGCCAUGGAGGCAGAUGAUAUGCCUAAACCAGUUCAUUCAGCUUAACAUAUGGAAAGCUGCAUUUACUGAAGGUGUGGGACCAGUAGUAUCAAGCCUAAUAGGUGGUCUACUCAAUAUCCUUACUAUUCCUCUAUUCAUUUUUGCAGCUGGUCCUGUAUCUGGAGGUCAUGUAAACCCUACAAUCACUAUCGCGACAUUCUGCGCUAGGUUAUCUACCUUCCCGCGAAGCAUUCUCUACAUUAGCUUUCAGUUACUCGGGGCAACGGUUGCUGGCUACCUAUUGAGGAGUAGCUUUGACACUCGAUCUUUUGUCAUUCCUGGAUGCGUCAUAGACACUUCUUUAGUGUCGGUAGGAAGCGCGUUUACCAUCGAAGUUACGACCGAUUUCAUGCUCAUCUUCCUCUCAUUCAGCGUGGGCCUCGAUCCACGUCAAAGACAAGUGUUUGGUCCAGCCCUUGGUCCUAUAUUUGUUGGUAUUAUUCUCGGAAUUACCAGCUUUGGGACUGGAUACAGUAAAGUCGGAUUCACUGGCUUUGGCUCACCUAAUAUUUGCCAGGUGGAAAUCCUGCUAGGUGUUUCGGUGCUAUGGUCGGCUCACAUUUUACUUCCUAUCAUUGGAUACACUGGGUUGGGCCUAUUGUGGCCUCAAUCCUUCACGGGCUCAUGUAUUAUUUUAUUCCGCCAUACCAAUACAGUGUAUGAGCGUCAGUGA